Ictalurus punctatus (channel catfish) is the source of this 4598-nucleotide messenger RNA. It is a transcript of the gene kcnj19a, whose product is annotated as potassium inwardly rectifying channel subfamily J member 19a. Gene Ontology annotation, cellular component: plasma membrane. The record is from RefSeq and is a predicted model, not a curated record. Lineage: Eukaryota; Metazoa; Chordata; Actinopteri; Siluriformes; Ictaluridae. Gene Ontology annotation, molecular function: G-protein activated inward rectifier potassium channel activity. Gene Ontology annotation, biological process: potassium ion import across plasma membrane; regulation of monoatomic ion transmembrane transport. The transcript has 3 exons. Bases 270 to 1802 code for a protein of 510 amino acids.
UCACUUUGUCUCGAGUAACUCUAACGAAUGGAUAUCCAGGUCUAAAGGAAAAGCGAGACACUUCUCUCUGAGUCCUUGUUGCGCAAAAUCCACCUAUUCGAUUUUAAGGCACAGUGGAGAGACAGGACUGUGCUCACGGCAGGUAUUUAGCCCUGUUAAGUCUGCUUUAAUGAUGUUUUACGUCAAGGAGCGUUCGUGAAGCUGAGCGUUCACGGGGGAAAAUGAUGUGAAGGAGACAGCGCGUAAAGACAUCUGCGCAAAAGUUGGCCAUGGCAGCUCUCCGGCGGAAGUUCGGCGAGGACUAUCACCAGGUGGUGAACCCGACGCGCGGCGGCGCGUUCUCGGCUCCGGUGAAGAAAAAGCGGCAGCGCUUCGUGGAGAAAAACGGCCGCUGCAACGUGCAGCACGGCAACCUGGGCGGAGAGACGAGCCGCUACCUGUCUGACCUCUUCACCACGCUGGUGGACCUGAAGUGGCGCUGGAACCUGCUCAUUUUCAUCCUGACCUACACGGUGGCCUGGCUGUUCAUGGCGUUCAUGUGGUGGCUGAUCGCCUACGUGCGCGGAGACCUGGAGCGCGCGCGCGACUCGUCCUACACGCCGUGCGUGGCCAACGUGUACAACUUCCCGUCGGCCUUCCUCUUCUUCAUCGAGACCGAGGCGACCAUCGGCUACGGCUACCGCUACAUCACGGAGAAGUGCCCCGAGGGCAUCAUCCUCUUCCUGUUCCAGUCGCUGCUCGGCUCCAUCGUGGACGCUUUCCUCAUCGGCUGCAUGUUCAUCAAGAUGUCUCAGCCGAAAAAACGCGCCGAGACGCUCAUGUUCAGCCAGGACGCAGUGAUCUCUCAGCGCGACGGCAAACUCUGCCUCAUGUUCCGCGUGGGCAACCUGCGGAACAGCCACAUGGUGUCGGCGCAGAUCCGGUGCAAACUCAUCAAGUCUCGUCAGACCCCUGAGGGUGAGUUCUUGCCGUUAGAUCAGUGUGAGCUGGAUGUGGGAUUUGGGACAGGAGCUGAUCAGCUCUUCCUCGUCUCUCCUCUGACCAUCUGCCACGAGAUCAAUCCCAAGAGCCCCUUCUUCGACCUCUCGCAGAGAUCACUCAUGAACGAGCAGUUUGAGAUAGUCGUCAUCUUGGAGGGCAUCGUCGAGACCACCGGUAUGACAUGCCAGGCACGCACCUCCUACACCGAGGACGAGGUAUUGUGGGGACACCGCUUCUUGCCCGUCAUGUCUCUAGAGGAGGGCUUUUUCCGCGUGGACUACUCGCAGUUUCACAGUACGUUCGAGGUUCCCACACCACCCUACAGCGUCAAAGAGCAUGAGGAAAAGGGCUCACUUCCUUCUCCACUCGCCGUGCCGCACCGCGAACGUGUCUUCUCCGUCAACUGCUUGGAGCUGGGGGAAGAGCGGCCCAACCUUGGGGGUAGCGCCUACUGCAGGCUGCCCAGCAAGCUCCAGAGGAUGAGCUCGUCCGGGAAAGAGGAGUUGCCCAAGAAGGUUCUGCGUUUGAGCUCCCAGGCCUCGGAGAAGGCGUCCAGCACGGGCGACUUGCCCCUCAAACUGCAGCGCAUGGGCUCCGGUCCCGGCCAAUCAGAUGACUUCCAUCUCAAAGCCCUCAGGGUGGGCUUCGAACCCAUGACCAUGUCCACCGGAGACCUCGAGCAGAGGAGCCUACCCCCGAUGCCAUCACCCAUCGCCCUGCCACACACUCUUGCUCCUCCACACACUCCUCUGUCUUCAGCUGGAGCCAGAAUGGAGGACAAGCUGCCUGCCAAACUGAGGAGGAUGAACGCUGACCGCUGAGGUCACAGGGACUUUAUUGUUCUUUGUUGCUGAUCUGGGAUUUGACUUGAUUUGGGUCCUGCAUCGGCAUAAAAGAACAACUUCUAACAUACAUAGAGCAUAUAUAAAAGAGGUCACAGGUCAUGGAUGAACUGCAAAUAAAAUCCUGACAUGGAGAUGGAAGGGAGGAUGGAGAAGUUGAAGGACUGGUCCAUGCAUGAACAGAUGGGGUGUUUAGAAGUUUGGAUGUGUGUUUUUUGUGUCCAUUUCACACAUUACUGAACUCUAGAUGGGACUCCUGUUAUUCUGGUCCGUGUGCACCAACCGGUCAUAACCGUUAAAGUUAAGACAGACAGGACUUCCCAAUCAUCCAAAGUUACACAACGAAUACUGACUGAGUUGCUAAGCAGUCUGUAUUAUUAAGCAAAGCUGCUAGUUACUACAUCCAAACAGAACGCACUAAUUUCUACACCCAACACACUUUUCUUUGGCACUCAUAUCAUGUUUUGUACAGUUACUUGAUGCAACUCAGCUUCCAGGGAUGUCCACGAGACAAAAUCAUCUCAAUAACCUUGAAAAAAAAAAAAAGAAAGAAAAGAAAAGAAACAAUCCCAAUUACAAAAAUUCAAAAUAUGUCACUUUUAAACCCAGUAUUGGGCAUAGCAGAUAAAUAAUGCAUGCCGAAAAAUAGCUUAGGGAGAAGACAGAUGCUCCUAGAAGAAAACUCAUUUUCUCUCCUGUUUUCCUCGCACAAGUGUUUGUUGUUUGGUUUUUUGCAAUAAGGAAGUGGUGAAUAUUUUUCGUUUUGAAUAUCACUUCAUUUUUCAACAGAUUUUUUUUUUUUUUUUUUAAAGGAGUGCCGUUUUUGACACCUGACCCAGGCAAAUUCCAGAAGCCAAGAAAUUAGCAACUGCCUCAACAUAAACGACUUCACGCGAUGCAAGUUUGUGGACAUGUCUUUCUCUGAGUCAAAUAGUCAAAUAUUGGGUUUAGCAGAAGAUUCCACAGGAUCAGAGAGAGAAUUUCGAUUGUUUAAAAUAAUUCCACAGAUUUAACAGUCCUUGCUUCAUGCAACUCAGAUUGAGCUGUUCUGGUUAAAAUCUAGUUAGCAUGUAGCCAAUGGAGUUUAGCACUAUAGGGUUAAGAUCGUAUUAAACAAUGCUAAAUCGGUUAGCCGUUUAGCGUUCUACUUGGAGCCUUUUCUGAAAGGGAAAACCUCUGUUGUAGGUGUUUGCAUAGAACCUUUAAGGGUUCGUCUCAGAGGGACACAUCAAAGCAUGUUUGUAUGCUGUAGCAUUACAAAUUCCCUUAACUGGAACGAAGAGGCCCAAACAUGUUCCAGCAUGGCAGUGCUCCUGUGCACAAAGCGAGCUCCAUGAAGACAUGGUUUGCCAAAGUUGGACUGGAAGAACUCGAGUCUCCUGCACAGAUCCCUGACCUCAACCCCAUUAUACCCUAUUAACUCCAUAUUAAUGCCAUGCCUUUGGAACAGGAUGUUCAACAAGCACAUAUGAGCGUCAUGGUCAGAUGUCCACAUACUUUUGGCCAUAGUGUAUACUGAUAGAUUGGUAUCAAAUUACAAUAUACCUAAACAGUUCAAAAGUCGCCUAAGAAAAUCAUGGACCCGGAAGAUCUUAAAGUAGGUGUUAAUCAGUUCUGAACAUAAGCUACAGAGGGACCGUCAGCAAAGUGCGCGUAAUGAAAUGCAUGCUUUGUGAAAAUGCCAAACCAACGUUAUUCAUAACUGCAUCUAUAAACAAUUACAAUAAGCAAAAUGCCUGUGAACCCUAGACUCAGUCAAACAAAGCAUAAAUUGGAAUUAAAAUGAGCAGACGUUCACUGAAACAUGCAUUGAAUGAUGUACAAUUUGACAACGGUGCCUUAAUAGCCAUUUAAUGCCCAACAAAUGCCAGUUAGACAUUAAAAAACCUAUUAAAUAUAGUGUAAAUAUGAGUACACAACGAGUGUGUGUUCUGUUAAUAAGGCAUACGAAUGAAACACUAUUUACGCUCCUGAAUGCUGUUGUUAUUGGAGGUGUGAAUGUGUGGCAAAUAUCACAUAUAAAACUCAUUUUACCUUCAUCGCUGCACAGAUGAAGGAUUUUCAUAACAGUUCUCAUUAUCAUGGGUUAGUAACUGGUUUAUUAUUUUCUUCUUUCUAUAUUAUUCUGCUGCUUCUGUGUAAUAACUACUACCCAGUCCUAGUGCAGGUGGCAGGAAUGAUUGCAAAGCCCAGAUUGUUGGUGGGAGAAAAAAAUAAAAUGCAGUGUCAUUUUCAUGCUACUACUUUAACUCUGAGCUGACUGUUUUUGUUGUUCUGCAGUUUAGGUUUGCAGAUGUCUACUCCCAUGCAAGGAAACAAAAUGUAGAGGCGUUCUGAGUGACACAAGAAAGGCAAUGUCAGUUUGAAAAAGCCUUAAAGUGUCUGAUUAUGUUGAUAUCCAUGCCUGUUCAUUAUGAAUAGGACAGAUUAAAUCCACCUUUAGAUAAACUAUCAGCUGUUUAUACAGUAGCGGUUACCAUGGCAGCAGCUUAUAGUCUGACUUUAUGCUCGCUUAAUACCCAUGUAAAACUAGUAACAAACCGUAUAAUAUAAUAUAUGACCAGUUGGUGCAGCCGAUUUCAUUUACACCCAGAAAGUUAUUAACUUGGUGGUGCAACGGACCCUUAGCACUCUAGCACGUACACACACACACAUGCUCACAUACACACACUCACGAACCAUGUGUGCAUGCAAUUACACUUCACCAUCUUUGUGUAGCACCAUCUCUCAUCAUAGUCCAUUAGUUUGGAAAUGAAUAAAUUCUAUUUAAGAGGC